CAUCUUAAUAUUGGACCAAUAUGUAAAUUUCAAAAAAGUACAGGUACCAGAACGUCUAAUUUUUCAAUGUCAAUUCAAUGAAUCUCUUUCUCGAUCCAAUUGGAUUUGAAUUAAAUGGAUUCGAAUAAUUGAAUAUACGAGAUGAUGGCUCCAAUAAGUUCCAUCGACCGCGGUUCCGAUUUCUACAUCUCUCUCAACCACCUUUCAAAUUGUCUCCAUUUAAUCUACGGGUCUUUUCUUUCAUGAUCUAUCACCACCUUCCAAACUGAUUUUUCACAAUAACGUUGAGGAUCGAACAUGCGUGCUGGCUUCUUCUCCUAGUGACAACGUGAAAUUCUUCUUCACAAUCGUUAUAAAAUUGAAGAAUUAAGAAGGAUUCAUCAAAAGAAGAAAACAAAAAAGGUUUUACUGAUCGAUCGAAGAUGAAAAAGAACGGCGCCGGCGGCUUGCCGGGCAGAAGCUCGACGAGCAAACGUAAACAGAAGAUACUGAGAACAGUGGCAGCUGUCAUCGCUACAUUCCUAGUCGUUGUUGCCUUUUGCGCGACGCUGCAUCGGCAUGAACCAAAUCAGCCUGAGAAUAUGAACACUCCAACGAGGAAGAAGAAUGAAACCCUAACGAGCCUCCCUGUGGAAACAGUAGUCAGCACCGUCGAUAACGAAGUUGGGCUGCAACAGUUCACCAAGCCUCCCACGUGCCAUUUCGGCGGGAGAUCGGAUUACUGUGACAUCGAAGGCGAUGUUCGAGUGGAUCCGGGCUCAGCAACGGUGUAUCAAGUUCUCCAUCCAAACAGCGAUUUCAUCGCUAGAUCGACGGCGGCGGCGAUGACGAUGAUAAAGCCGUACCCGCGGAACGGCGACGAGACCGCCAUGGGACUGGUAAGGCAAUGGACGGUGAAGAUUGUACCCGCAGACCAUAAGAGCUUGCCAGUUUGUCAUGAUCAACGAGUUCACGAUUCUCCGGCGCUCAUAUUCUCACUGGGUGCCUAUUUCGGACACUACCUCCACGCCUUCUCCGACGUUCUCGUUUCGCUCUUCGUCACCGCUGGCCCCUUCGACCGGCGGCUCCAUCUCCUCGUCACCGACGGCCACCACUUGCAGGUCGCCAAGUUUGCGACCAUAUGGCGGGCAUUGUCCACAUACAGAGUGGUGGACAUCGACACGGUUCAACCGGGUGGGAAAGCGCACUGCUUCUCCCGAGUCAUGGUGGGUCUGAAAGGUCGCGACGAGAAAGAACUCAGCAUCAACUCGUCGGAAUCUCGAUACACCAUGAAAGACUUCAGACAGUUCCUGAGAAGUGCCUACUCUCUCGAAAAAACGGUUGCAACACAGUUACGAGACCGCGGAGAGAGGAAAAAAACAUCGGUGCCACCGCCGCGAAUUUUGAUAAUUUCUCGAGAGAAGACUCGAGCGUUCACGAACGUGGUGGAGAUCGUGAGGACGGCUAGGGAGCUCGGGUUCGAGGUCGAAACGGUGGCGCGAUUCGACGUGGACGUGACGAAAUCGGCGAGGAUGGCGAAUCGUGUCGACGUGUUGAUGGGAGUUCACGGAACGGGGCUCACCAACGUGGUUUUUCUUCCCGAGAACGGGAUUCUGAUCCAGGUGGUUCCGUUUGGUGUGGACUGGCUUUCGAAUAGGUAUUUUGGUGAGCCGUCGAGGGACAUGAAUGUGAGGUACUUGGAGUACAAGAUAACUAAAGAAGAGAGCAGUUUGGGGAAGGUGUAUGCGCCCGACGACGCCGUUUUUACGAACCCGACGUCGUUUCGGUGGGAGGAAUUCAGCUCGAUUUACUUGCAGAACCAGAAUGUGACGGUUGAUGUGACGAGGUUUAGACCGAUGUUGGUGAGAGCUUUGGAGCUUUUGCAUCAAUGAUUUUGUAUCCUACUUGAAUCCUAAUUGAAGAAAAAGUUAAUGAGAUAAUAAUAUUCAUCCUACUUGAAUCGAGUUUGCUUAUGAUCAACCUUUUCGAUCUGAAUUAAAAAUACUAUUAUCUCAAGGUCCGAGACUAAGAAACGAGUAGAGGUAAAUGAAAUUAUUUGGAAAUGGAAUCCAUGUCCACCAGCCAAACUGUGGAUUUUGGUUGUAGCAUUUUUAUAAAGGGUGAAACACUGGAUCUCAUGAAUUCACGGAAUUCAAUCCAUUUCCCACCUCUAAUGAAACCCAUUUGAUGUGUUGAAAGAGGUUCAUCACAUAAAGAAAUCGGAGAAUUGAUA
Messenger RNA from Linum trigynum, 2212 nucleotides. NCBI's taxonomy places the organism in Eukaryota, Viridiplantae, Streptophyta, Magnoliopsida, Malpighiales, Linaceae. The record is from the annotation of a GenBank genome assembly.